Molecule: messenger RNA, 2367 nt
Organism: Mesorhabditis belari
Lineage: Eukaryota; Metazoa; Nematoda; Chromadorea; Rhabditida; Rhabditidae
Source: the annotation of a GenBank genome assembly
AUGGCCACGGAGAAAAAGAAGCCGAAGUUUGUGCCAAGUCGUCUCAAAAGCAAGUCCAAUUUCUACUUACGUGGGGAAAUGUUGAAGAUUCGAGACUCAAUCGACAAUAGCGCCUGGAGAAGAUACGCUGAACAAGUGUUUGACAUGAACGCGGAGCCAUUUCAUGUUGUUUUGGAGGAUGAUCCAGAAGAAACGAUAGCAGAAGAAGCACAAUCAACGGUGUCUUUGAUGGCUGAUAGUCACGAGGGAGGCUCGCAAGAACUGAACGAAGCAAAGGAAGCAGAACUUGUAGCUAAGCUUUCUUCCAUGUCCGUCUCGCAACCGGCUUACACUCGAGAAGAGAUAUUGGGGAUAAAAAAUCAACACGAUUCAAAGUAUUGGCAAAAUUUGGCUGCUAAAACAUGGAACACAAAAGAAGAACCUUUUGAGUUGGACAAAGAAUUGCAAUGCCCCUUUGCGGAAAGGCUUCGAGUUUUACGAGAGCGUGAGAGGCAAGCACGUAAAAAGGUGAUUGAAAUGCGAAAACAGCCGGAUGAAGUUACUUGGGAGGACAUCAAGAAUCGAUUUAUUGCUGAAAAUUCUGUAACUUCCAGUUCAAAGACUCAGCAAAUCGAAGUCAACGGCAGAUCCGCAGAAUACUGGGCAAAGAAGGCAGAACAAUGGAUUCAAAAUUGUGGUGCCGCCGAAAACAAGGAGAACAUUUCUGGACAAAAUUUGAAGAAGAGCAUUCCAAUUGAAACACACAAUCCAUCCAAGCUCAUUGAAAUUCUCGAAAGUGCGGCCAUUCAUCGGGAAAAGAUUCUUUCUCAGCCCAACGAUGUCUUUCAUGAUAGAAAAUUGGCUAAGCGACGAUCUCAAGAUAGAAAGUUAAGCUCGACUUCUUCAACGAACUCUGAUAAUUUUGCUAACGAACUCCAACACUCGUCACCAACGUCCACAAGUCAUCAGUCUUGCGCAUCGGAGAACUUUUUGAAACGAUCCGCCUACAACAUGGACUUUGCACGAACCUGGCACAAUUAUGUUACUACUUCGUUGGAAAUGCCGGCUGCAAAUAACAAAAAGGGGCCUGCUUCGAAGAAAGCUGGCGGGAAAGGCGCCAAGCAAGGCGAUGACGAUCUUGACGCGAUUCUCGCUGAGAUGGCAGUUGCUGAUGAGGCGAAAGCAGCCAAAGCUACUAAGAAUCCAAAGGCCACUCAAAAGGCCACGAAUACUGCAAAUGCUGCGGCUGAUGGCGAACAAGGCAAGGAGGGAUGGGAAGCUGAAAUUGCCGCGAUGAAGCCAAUUCAUGAGCAAAUUCCCGACGGAAAAUUCCCUAAAGGACAAGAAUGCGAAUAUUAUCUACCAGGGAAAGAUGAGCGUAAAGCUUCCGAUCGCAUGUCAAAUGAAGAGAAGAAAGCGUUGGAUGCUGGACUAGAAGAAAUGUGGCAGGACUAUCGCAGAGCUGCCGAGGCUCAUCGUCAAGUUCGCAAAUAUGUUAAGUCUUGGGUGAAGCCUGGAAUGCGAAUGAUCGAUAUUUGUGCUCGACUUGAAGCAACCUCUCGUCGUUUGAUCGGAGAAUCAGGCUUGGAGGCUGGGCUCGCGUUUCCCACUGGUUGCUCGCUCAACCAUUGCGCUGCCCACUACACACCCAAUGCUGGCGAUGAAACAGUGCUUCAAUAUGGAGAUGUUUGCAAGAUUGAUUAUGGUAUUCAUGUGCGCGGGCGACUCAUCGAUUCGGCUUUUACUUUACAUUUCGAUCCAAGAUUUGAUCCUCUGGUAAACGCUGUCAAAGAGGCAACUAAUGCUGGAAUUCGUGAAGCUGGGAUUGAUGUUCGUUUGUGCGACAUUGGAGAGACUAUCGAAGAGGUAAUGACUUCUCAUGAGGUAGAACUUGACGGUCGAACCUAUACUGUGAAACCAAUCCGCAAUCUUAAUGGACACUCAAUUGGACAAUACAGAAUUCACGCUGGUAAGACUGUUCCAAUUGUGAAAGGCGGCGAACAAACAAAGAUGGAGGAAAACGAGGUUUACGCCAUCGAAACUUUCGGCUCGACUGGAAAGGGUUAUGUGCACGACGAUAUGGACUGCUCGCACUACAUGAAGAACUUUGAACUGGCUGAACAACACAUUCCACUGCGUCUUCCGCGAUCCAAGGCUCUUCUCCAAACGAUUGACAAAAACUUUGGAACAUUGGCCUUCUGUAAACGGUGGCUGGAUCGCGUUGGUGAAUCGAAAUAUCUAAUGGCUCUCAAGGAUUUAUGUGAUAAGGGAAUCGUCGAUGCUUACCCACCACUCUGCGAUGUCAAGGGAUGCUACACGGCUCAAUGGGAACACACACUUCUAAUGCGACCAACGUGCAAGGAAGUCGUUUCGCGCGGUGACGAUUAU